UUGGGACAAAGUAUUUUACUGCCACAAGAAGCAUAUAAUCAAAUUCCCCAAAAUCAUUCAACAAUCAACACACAUUUUUUUUCUCUCUCUAUAUUUCAUUUUCUACACCAAACACCAAGAACGAUUUAUGAGCAACUAGCUUUCUUUACAUGUUGUAGUAUUCCACUUUUCCAAAUUAUUUUUUAAAUUAAUUUUUCUUCAAUUCCUCAACUACCCAUAAAAUUAUUCACUAUUAUUUAAUUUUUAGAGGGAAAAAAAAAAAGCAGAGGAGGAAAAAAAAUUCCCCUUAUUUUCCAGAAGAUUUAGGGUUUUCUGUUCAAUUUUCAAGGAAAUUUCAGGGAUUUUAUCUCAAUUUCAGAAUGUCAAGUUUGGAGGAACCCCUCAGUUUUGACAAGUUGCCUAGCAUGGGCAGUCUUGAUAGAAGGUUUUCAUCUGGUUCUUGUCGACCCCGAGGAGAGGAUAUGGGCAUGGGAGCUCGAUGGAUUGAAGGAAACAGGUGCAGCACAUCAAAUAGCUGUAGUGAGGAUACAGAAGAUUAUAUGGGAGAAGCUUUUCUUUGGGGAAGGAAAUCUAGGGAAACUCAUGGUAAUUCUUUCAGCUGGAGGAGCUUAAGUCUGGGUAGAAAUCAUACGACAGAUGGAAAUCAUGACAAGUGCACUGGUGUCAAAAGGAGUAAGGUUGUAACCGGCAUGCCCAAUCAUGUUAAAAUUGUGGAGGUUGGUCCAAGGGAUGGACUUCAAAAUGAGAAGAACAUGGUGCCUACCCAUAUAAAGGUUGAAUUGAUCCAAAGACUAGUAUCUGCUGGAUUAUCCGUCGUUGAGGCAACAAGUUUUGUUUCGCCCAAAUGGGUACCUCAGCUCUCAGAUGCAAAAGAUGUUAUGAAAGCAGUCUAUCAUGUGGAUGCUGCUCGUCUUCUUGUGUUGACCCCGAAUUUAAAAGGGUUUGAAGCAGCUAUAGCAGCUGGUGCCAAGGAUAUUGCUGUUUUUGCAUCCGCUUCAGAAUCCUUCUCAAAGUCAAAUAUAAACUGUAGCAUUGAUGAAAGUCUUGUUCGUUAUCGAGCUGUUGUUGCAGCAGCUAAAAAACUUUCAAUUCCAGUUCGUGGGUAUGUAUCGUGUAUUGUUGGGUGCCCAGUUGAAGGGCCGAUUCCUCCUGCAAAGGUGGCAUAUGUGGCUAAGGAACUGUAUGACAUGGGCUGCUAUGAAAUCUCUCUUGGUGAUACUAUCGGCACUGGUACACCAGGCACUGUUAUUCCCAUGCUCGAAGCUGUAAUGGCCGUUGUUCCUGUUGACAAGCUUGCUGUGCAUUUCCAUGAUACCUAUGGACAGUCUCUUCCAAACAUUUUGGUGUCUCUGCAGAUGGGAAUCAGCACACUCGAUUCCUCAGUAGCAGGACUUGGUGGAUGCCCUUAUGCAAAGGGAGCAUCAGGAAACGUUGCCACUGAAGAUGUGGUAUACAUGCUUCAUGGACUUGGCAUCACUACUAAUGUAGACCUGGAGAAGCUGCUCUCUGCUGGAGAGUUCAUCUGCAAGCAUUUGGGUCGCCUUUCUGGUUCUAAAACUGCUAUCGCAUUAGGCCGAGCAACAUAUGAUACCUGUAAUGCUGUAAGAUAUGAUGAACUUACAUCUGCAGCAGUGUAAUGGCCUCUGCUCUGAUGGUAUUAAAGAUAAAGUUUAAAGAGGCUAUAAUUCGCGUCUCUUUUAUUUCUUAUUUUUGUAUACACAUUGAUUAAAGGGGUCAAGCCUCUAGUGCAUUCCCCAUUAAGUUUGAUUCUAAAGAUAUCAAACAACCUCAUAUACCAUGCCUUGUGUAGACCAUUGGGAUACAUCCCACUUAACAAUUGAUGAUUGGAAAAAGUGCAAUUUUAUGUAGCGUAUCUUGACUAA
This is a messenger RNA of Chenopodium quinoa (quinoa), 1883 nucleotides long. Its product is annotated as hydroxymethylglutaryl-CoA lyase, mitochondrial-like. NCBI's taxonomy places the organism in Eukaryota, Viridiplantae, Streptophyta, Magnoliopsida, Caryophyllales, Amaranthaceae. Gene Ontology annotation, cellular component: mitochondrion. Bases 360 to 1637 code for a protein of 425 amino acids. Gene Ontology annotation, biological process: L-leucine catabolic process; ketone body biosynthetic process. The record is from RefSeq and is a predicted model, not a curated record. Gene Ontology annotation, molecular function: hydroxymethylglutaryl-CoA lyase activity. The transcript has 9 exons.